This is a messenger RNA of Melanaphis sacchari, 1267 nucleotides long. RefSeq names its product serine/threonine-protein kinase 16. Gene Ontology annotation, molecular function: ATP binding; protein serine/threonine kinase activity. NCBI's taxonomy places the organism in Eukaryota, Metazoa, Arthropoda, Insecta, Hemiptera, Aphididae. The transcript is spliced from 6 exons. Bases 312 to 1259 code for a protein of 315 amino acids. The record is from RefSeq and is a predicted model, not a curated record. Gene Ontology annotation, cellular component: Golgi apparatus; cytoplasm. Gene Ontology annotation, biological process: protein phosphorylation.
GAUAAAGUGAUCUAUUGAAUAACUAUGAUUUAUUAUUUAUUUAAACUUAAAAUAUGUUACAAAUGUUACAAUUAACAUUCGGUAAUAGAUAGGUUCUUAUUGAUCUAUUAUAUUUAAUACAUAGUAUGAUAUAGAUACUUAAAAUCGCGAAAUAAUAUUUGUCAACAACCUGAGCAAUGUGAUUUGGUGACACUUACUAAUUACUUAUGCGUUUUAGUCAGUUGUCUUCAUUUUUCGUUUCAUGUUUAAUGUAUUAAAAUAAUCGAUGCCGAUUAACUACUAAUGAAUAAACUUCAAACCUUUAAAUAAUCAUGGGUUGCGCCUGUGAAAAACAACAUAUCACAAUACAGGAUAACAAGUAUUACAUACUUGAUCAAAUUGGACAAGGUGGCUUUAGUUCAAUAUUUCUUGUUAAAAAUACUAAUAAUAUGAAAUUUGUAUUGAAAUGUAUCUUGUGCCAUGAUCAAAAAGACUGCAAGAAUGCUUGGAAUGAAGCCAAGAUCCAUCAACUUUUAGAAAGCAGUGGAAACAAAUAUAUUCUUAAUUUAAUUGAAUGUGAAAUGGUUGAAAAAUCAUUAGAAUUUUCAAAAACACCAACAGAUACAUUUCUUAUGUUAUUACCUUAUUACAAAAAUGGAUCAUUGCAUGACACUUUAGUUAAACCUCAUUAUCAUAUGGAUUUGAAAUAUGUAUUAAAACAUUUUCGACUGAUUUGUUUAAGCGUGAAAACAUUUCAUGAUCUAUCUUAUUCGCAUAGAGAUAUAAAACCUGCAAAUAUAUUAUUUAAUGAUAAUAAUGAACCAGUAAUAAUUGACUUAGGAUCUGCUGCUCCUGCCAGAAUAACGGUGACCUCAAAAAAAGAAGCACAAGAACUUUUAGAUGAAGUAAAUGAAAGAUGUUCAAUGACUUAUAGAGCUCCAGAAUUGUUUAAUAUAGAUAUUAAUUCUAUUAUAGAUGAACGAAUCGAUAUCUGGUCCUUAGGAUGUUUACUAUAUGCAAUGCUUUAUAAAAAGUCACCUUUUGACUUGGUUUAUGAGCGAGGAGAUUCUGUUGCUUUGGCUGUGAUAAAUGGAAAAAUAUGUUUUCCUCCAAAUUCUAAUGAAAAUAUCAACGAUUUGAUAAAGAUAAUGUUAACAGUAGAUCAUUUCAAAAGACCAUUUAUAGAUGAUAUAUUAGAAUCAGUCAAAGUUAUUGAUGAAAUAUUUGAUCAAGAUUUUAAUGAACAUAAUAUUUUAAACUCAGAUAAUUGUACCGUUUAGAAAUUAUA